AUGUCCGACACCCAGGCGAAAGUCGACGCGCUCAUCCGCGAGCUCCUACAGCUGGUUCUUGAAGCGGGCGUGUUUGGGUUUGCUUCUGCACAGGCGGCGCAGGUCAAGCUGGGCGAUGUGGAUGUGAAAGGUGUUGAGCUAGACGGGGAGGAAGAUACGAAACCGACCCGCUCAGCAACCGCAACCGUCACCUGCUACCUGACCGUCGACGAAGGAUGCUGCAACAUCGCACGCAACGCACACGGCGGAUUCCUCGCCUGGCUCGUGGACCACUGCUCGAGCCUGGGACUGCUGGCGUUAAGCGGGCCAGGAGAUCGCUGGACGACGAGCGGCGUUUCGACGAACCUGAACUUGUACUACAUCGGCGCGGCGCCUGUCGGCACGAAGCUCCGCAUUGUCACGACCGUUCUCCAGCAGGGUCGGGUAACGGGACUCCUCGAGACGCGGAUAGAGGACGACGCAACGGACAAGCUGCUCGUUCUCGGCACGCACGUCAAGCAGGACCCGCAGCGACCGACGCUCAAGGCGUUCAAGAAGGACAAGGCCAAGCUGUAG
Messenger RNA from Rhodotorula toruloides NP11, 555 nucleotides. RefSeq names its product thioesterase superfamily protein. The coding region runs from base 1 to 555 and encodes 184 amino acids. The transcript has 4 exons. The record is from RefSeq and is a predicted model, not a curated record. Lineage: Eukaryota; Fungi; Basidiomycota; Microbotryomycetes; Sporidiobolales; Sporidiobolaceae. Gene Ontology annotation, molecular function: fatty acyl-CoA hydrolase activity.